Molecule: messenger RNA, 1970 nt
Organism: Astyanax mexicanus (Mexican tetra)
Lineage: Eukaryota; Metazoa; Chordata; Actinopteri; Characiformes; Acestrorhamphidae
Product: protein-tyrosine kinase 6-like
Exons: 1
Coding region: 90-473 (127 amino acids)
Molecular function (GO): protein binding
Source: RefSeq, a predicted model, not a curated record
GAGUCUCGGUUCGCAGCACCUUAUCAGGGACGUUCCUCGAAUUCCUGCUACUGAGGAACCUGUCCGACCCCGGGCUUCACUGCAACCACAUGGGGCAGUGCUGCCGGUGCUCCUGCCCGUGGCUGACGGCGCUGUGGGACAGGUGCUUCGAUAAGCGGAGGGACGUGGAGCCCGGCGGGAAGAGCGAGCCCUCCAAGCCCGAGACAGAAGACAUGGACCCCGUCCUCAAUCACACUCAGCCGGACCCUGCAGCUGGAGCUGCUGGAGCUGUGUACACGGCGCUGUGGAGCUUCGAGUCUCGGGAGGAGCACGAGCUGAGCUUCCAGGUUGGAGAUCGCUUCAGGAUCGUAAAGAGCAGCGGGGACUGGUGGACCGCGGAGAAGAUCGACAGCUCCGGGACGGUGCUGAACACCGGGAUCGUCCCCUACAACUACCUGGAGAUCGAGGGAGACGCGGUGGACUCGCAGCCGUGAGUAACGCGCUGUUUUAUUAAAUAGGAAGUUCGUAUUACUCAAACUAGAGAGUGAAAAUAAUGUGAAAUAAUAAAUUUAAAAAACUAGAAAAAGUUCGAUUAAAAGCUUUAGGUUAGCUUGAAAAAGCUCGCUAAUAACUUAAUAACAGCUAAAGAAAAUAGUAAAAUGCAAAUUUAUCAGCUAAGAGAACAGUGUCCAAAAUAUUUAGGUUAAUAAUGGAAUAAGAGAGAGAGAGAGAGAGAGAGAGAGAGAGAGAGAGAGAGAGAGAGAGAGAGAGAGAGAAGUAGAGUAAGAGGGGAAAAAAAUAAAGAAAGACAUAAGUAGAGGCAGAAAUGGAGAGAAAGAAAAAUAGAGAAAAAAGGGAGAAGUAGAGAGAAAUGGGACAAGUGGAGAGAAAGAGAAAUAUGGAGAGAGAAAGAAAGAAAAUUUGAGAGAAAGAAGUAGAGAGAGAGAGAGAGAAAUAGAGAGUGAGAGAGGGAAAGAAAUAAAAAGAGAAUUAUCAGUAGAGAGAGAAAGAGAUGAGGUUAUGUAGUAGUUAUAUAUGGUGUGAUAUAUAUUGUUUCAUUCUAUAGACUACAGACAACAUUUCUCCCAAAUUCCAAAUAAAAAUAAAAAUAGAAAAAAAAACAGAAAAAUCAGAAAUGUCUGAAUGAAAUGAAAUGAAGCAGAGCUUUCAGACCUCAAAUAAUGCAAAGAAAACAAGUUCAUAUACAUAAAGUUUUAAGAGUUCAGAAUUAAAUAUUUGGUGGAAUAACCCUGGUUUUUAAUUACAGUUUUCAUGCAUCUUGGCAUGUUCUCCUCCACCAGUCUUACACACUGCUUUUGGAUAACCUCCCACUUAUGGUGCAAAAUUCAAGCAGUUCAGCUUGGUUUGAUGGCUUGUGAUCAUCCACCUUCCUCUUAAUUAUAUUCCAGAGGUUUUCAAUUUGGUAAAAUCAAAGAAACUCAAUUUUCUUCAUAUAUUUCAUAUAUAUUUCUGGGACAAUAUACUGUCAAAUCAAAAUAGCUAUUGUGACAGGCCUAACCAUGUGUAACAUAUCAGUGUAUGUCCAUCUUUUAUAUAAAUUGCAUUCAGUGUUGAUUUAUCGAAGUUAUACAUCAGGGCAUAUUAUAGGGAAAUAUAAUAAGAUGUCAUAUAGUGAUAAAGUACAGUGGUAACUUAACACUCUUUGAUACUGUGUGUAAUAGUGUAUUAACCCUUUUACAUACAUUUUUUCAUUCAUAGUUUAUUUAUCUUCAUCAUUAGUUCUUCCACUUUCAAAUUAUGAAAGUUAUUAAUGGAUGUUAAUCGGUCAGCUUAAAUUACAAUAUCAGCUUAGUUUGCAGUUUUAGAAUUCCUUUGUGUAAUCUAUUCCAUUUAAAAAGCACACAGUUAAAUAAAUAUCAAUUUCAUAAUGACACAAAUCCAGGAUAUGAAACUGAUUUGGGUACUGAAACUGUGCACUUCAUUAUAAAAUCUAAUAAUCUAGUAAUCUUCAUGCUGGCACUGUUUAUUCU